UUGAUUAAGUUGAUUACAAUGUUAAAUUGUGAUUAAGAUGAUAAAGGAAACCAGAAAACUGGCUUAACUAUUGACUAUUAAAUCAAAUUAUUCAAGGUGGUUUGGUUUUCAUUUAGUAAUUGUUUGUUACAGGAUAAACUUUAAUUUCUGUUCAAUGUUUGUUUCUUGUUACAAUCAACGUUAAUUUAAAUCACUGAUCAUUAAUCGCUGUGUGAAAAUAUUGAUUCCAAUUGUUGCUAAAUUGUUACCAUGUUAAAUGGUUACUAUAUUUAUUUAAUUACUACAAUUGUUUUAAUUGUCGUUAAUUGUGAUCCACUAGAUGAUUUAGGAAACUCGUUGAAAAGGUUAACAAUUAAUGUUGAACAAAUUGUGAAUCGAGUUAAAACACGAACAGGAAUUCGUAAUUUGGUUCAUUGUAUUAGACCCAGAAGACGAACCGCUAAUAAGGAGAUCGUAAUUGCCGCUUGUAAAAUCGAAUCAGCGAUAAAUGCACUUAGAUUAACAAUCGCCUCAGCGAGGGAAUCGUCGAAGACUGAAUUAAUUGAACUCGCUCAGGAACAAGCAGAUGAACUCGAUAUGUUAAUCAAUAUCAUUGAAGCGAUUCUCAACUUCUAACAAUCAACAGU
Panonychus citri (citrus red mite) is the source of this 626-nucleotide messenger RNA. RefSeq lists its product as uncharacterized. Lineage: Eukaryota; Metazoa; Arthropoda; Arachnida; Trombidiformes; Tetranychidae. The transcript is spliced from 2 exons. The record is from RefSeq and is a predicted model, not a curated record. Bases 250 to 615 code for a protein of 121 amino acids.